This is a messenger RNA of Chelmon rostratus (copperband butterflyfish), 6439 nucleotides long. RefSeq names its product PHD and ring finger domains 1 (gene phrf1). NCBI's taxonomy places the organism in Eukaryota, Metazoa, Chordata, Actinopteri, Chaetodontiformes, Chaetodontidae. The transcript has 20 exons. Bases 199 to 5421 code for a protein of 1740 amino acids. The record is from RefSeq and is a predicted model, not a curated record.
CCAGCCGGUGGUGUCACUCAACAACCGUGAAGACUUCAAAUCACUCUAACAUACCUCCCACUACUUCAUAGGGACUCAGGCAGAAAAUCACCUUGUCAUUUCGUAAAGUUGGUUGAGAAUUUCUGCUCUGCAUCACCUGUCUUUUAAACAAGAGAAACUGUCAGAGAAGCUGUCCAGCCGUUCUUCUAAUGGUCAACCAUGGAUGACGAUGACAGCCAAGAUGAGCUGAUCAACCGCAAUACCUCCCACAGCAAAGGGAAAAGGGCUGCAUUGUGGGCCAUCUCAGACGACUCAGAUGAUGUUGAAGAGGAGUCUGAGGAGGGAGAAUCUGACAGUGGUGAGGAAGAAGAGGAGGGUCACCUAGAUGAAGAGGAUGAUGAGGAGGAAGAAGAAGAAGGGAAUGAAGAAGAAGAUGAUGAGGAAGAGGAGGAAGAUGCUAAGGUCGAGGAUGGAGCUUAUGGGGGAACCUCUGCUGACCUGGCAGGGAUGAGCUCGGAUGAGGACUCAGACAAGUGUCCCAUCUGCCUUAAUUCAUUCAGCAACCAGCCUGUUGCAACACCAGAGAGCUGUGAGCACUACUUCUGCCUCGACUGCAUCCUUGAAUGGGCCAAGAAUGCAAACUCGUGUCCUGUAGACCGCAUUGCCUUCAACAGCAUAUACCUAAGGAAAUGUUAUGGAGGCAAAGUCAAGAAAAUGAUCACAGUACAAAAGCCUGUGAAGGAAGGUCAAGAGGAAAGAGUAGAUUUGGACCUGGAGCAGACCAGCUGUGAGGUGUGUGGGGGCAGUGACCGUGAGGACCGCCUCUUGCUCUGUGAUGGCUGUGAUGCUGGGUAUCACAUGGAGUGUCUCACUCCACCUCUUGACUCUGUUCCUGUAGAGGAAUGGUUCUGCCCUGAGUGUGAAGCCAACAACCGUCACACAAGGGGCUCAGGUGAAGACAUUAGUGAUACAGAGAGUCUACCGUCUACUGCCCGUCCUGCCACCAGUCGCUCUGGGUCCCAUGCUGCAGGUCCCACCAGAGCUAUUGCCCGGACGCAGCAGAGUGAAAGGGUUCGAGCUAAUGUGAAUCGACAUCGCAUCACACAGGCACGCACAUCGCAGUUGGCUCCCACGUAUCUGAUUCAGUCCACUUGGCUUGAUGAGACCAUUAAUGCUGUGGUGGCAGGGCUCAACACGUCUGUGUAUAUACGAGACUUCACACCUCGUUUUCCAUCUAGCCACAGGCACACGACCAGAAGGCGCAGAAAGGUUAAAAGGAAGAAGCCGUCUUCUGCUGUGGGUAAAAAAGGUAAAGUAACAAGUACUGGAGUCAAGAGAAGGAAACGGAAAAUGAGGAGGACUAAAUCCAAAAAAAAGCUGGUGUUGAAAAGGACUCCUCGAGGCCGUAUUGCUAAUAAUCUUGGAAUAGUAAAGGACAAGAAGAGCUCUUCACUUCCUACAGUAUAUCGGCCAUCAGAGCACACACUAAGUGGCAUGCGUGCUGACAUAGGCGCUGCGUCCCUGUCGAUCUAUGGAGAUCCAUUUGACCUGGAUCCGUUUAUAGAUUGUGAGGAGGAAGAGCAGCAGGCCCACGUGACAUCACUGCUGGAGGCCAAGAGAAGAGGGAUCUCUCGCUCUGCUCUUCGCUCUCACCAGCCUGUAGCGCGACCUGUCACUGCAAGACUUUCCAGGAGGAGUAUGAAUGUCCCCCAGUCAGGGGGUGUUGUGGAGGCAGCUCCUGUACCUGACCUGCUGGGCAGCAUCUUAUCAGGACAGAGCAUGCUCUUGAUGGACAGCUCUGAUGUCGUCAUUAAUCGAGAUGGUUCCCUUAAAGCUACAAAGCCAAUGAUGCCAUCAGCAUUAAAGCCAGGUUGCAGCAAAAGCAUUAGCUCUGGAGAUACCAGCACCCACAUCAACCCAGUGAUGUCACCCAACCAAGGAGACAGUUCUCUGUCUCCCCACUACAACGGAGACCUUCCAGGAUCCUCCCAUAGUUCCAUCAACAGGCCUUUCUCCCAGAGCUCCUCUCACUUACCCACCCACAUGCCCUCCUCAGCCAGCCACAUCCAACCAUCAGCCCAUUCUGGUCAUCCAAGUUUGCAGCCACGUCAUUCAAUCAGACCCUCCCACCUUCCUGGUCACAGGGGAACCAGAGCCCCCAGCCCCUCCUCAUCCAUCCACCCCUCCCUAGACUCCAGCUCCAAGAGCAAGGGAAUAGCACCAUCACAUUCCCAACAUAAAAAAGCACCUACAAAGCCCAUGUGGGUAGACGUGUCAGUGCUUCCUAGGAUACCAAAAAUAAAAAGGGAGAGUGGUGGUAUCACAAAUGACACUAAUAGAAGCAGUAGUGGUAGUAGGGGAAAUAGCAGUAAUUCUACCACCAGAAGAAAUGGUUACAGCAUGCCAGAAACAGGGGUGAACAGCCUCGCUGGGGACAAAGGAAGGCAGCAAAGUGUCGAUCAGCAAAAGGGCAGGAAUGGCGGUCAGACCCAGAGGCAGAGGCCUGACGGAGCAGGCUCGUCAUCAACCUUUUCCAACUCUUUCUCCUCUUCUUCCUCUUCCUCUGGCUCUUCUGCCAGCCAACCACGUUAUUCCUCAUCUUCCUCAUCUUCAUCAUCAGUGAGCUUCCGCAUUAACUCCAGUGGGAACUCCUGGAAUUCAAGGCGGCUGAGCAGCGGGUCAUCCUCUGCCAGCGGAGGCAGCAUGCAGGAGCCCUGGAGAGAAAAAGAAGAUGAAGAAAGAAAGAGACAGCUGCACAGGGAUAAACAGAUGCUCCUGGCAUCACGUCCGCUCGUCAAUAAAGAACAAGAGAGUAAUAAUAUCUACGAUCCCUUUAAUCCCACUCUGUCAGACUCAAGCAGCUCAGACGAUGAAGAUGAGAGCACAAGCCUGGAUGGCAGCUCUCGACGUGCUACACAUGAAGGGAAGGCUCCUAGUUUAGGAAACAAGGAGGAUUCAGUGCAAAGCAAGCAGGACCUGGUUCAUGUGAAAACUGAAACACAGGAGUUUGCGAUCUCAGAGGAACAACCAAGGAGAGCUAGUACUCAAGACACCAUAUCACAGGAGAUCAGAUGUUCAGAGGAAUAUGCCAAGGUUGAAAACGAAUCCAGACUAGUAGACACUAAGGCUGAGAAACGCACAACAUUACUUGACACUAAAGUUAAGAAAGAGCCAGGGUUAGAUGUAGCAGGGGAAGCUAAAAGGUUUGGUGACAGCGUAAGAAGUAUGAAUUCAAGGACAGAAGACACUAAACCACCUGUUCAUCACAGCCUGGACAUUGUAAAGACUGAGAGAGAGGCUUUAGAAGAGAGGAGUGCUGGAACUCCCAGCAGUGCUUCCCCUAACUGUAAGAAUGAUUCAUCAGCAUCCAGCUCCGCUCCCACCAAGAAGAAACAAAAGGGAGACACUAAAUCAGAUUUCAAAUCCUGUUCCAAAUCCCCAUCAAGAGAUUUGGAUCUUAAGAAGAAAACCUGCCAUGCUUCAAAGCAGCGACGCUCUAGCAGUCCAGAGACAGACCGAGGCAGGAGGGUAGACCAUCCAGCCUCAGGCCAGGGAUGCCGGCAGAAAGAAAAGGAGAAGGACAGAGAAAGGAGUUCCAGGCGGUCAAGGUCCAGAGAGAGGAGGAGGGCACACUCAGCCUCAGAAAGCUCGCAGUCAACUUCCCCUGACAGGACUCGCAGAAAGAGACGGAGGUCCCGGUCACGAUCCAAAGACAGGAGGCGAUCAAGGUCUGGUUCCAGCUCUAGCAGCAGAGAGCGCUUGCGGAGGAAGACGCAUAAACACAGGAGCAAGGAGAGAAAUGAUGGCAGAGAAGGAGACUGUGAGAGAAGACAGGUGUCAAAGGACAAGAGACAUGGUCGGUCUCGGUCAAAAUCUCGAUCCAGGUCCAGAUCUCGAUCGAAAGACCGUAAACGUGGUCGGUCUUGCUCAAAAUCACGGUCCAGAUCCAGAUCCAGGGAAAGGAGGACAGACCACACACGACUGCAACAAUCAUCUCUCCUCUCCAGAGAGAAGGGGAAGUCGCAAUCAAAAGACAAUAGGAGAUGCAGGUCUAGAUCCAGCUCAAGAGAGAGAAGGAAAGAAGAAGGAUCAUCAUCCAGGAGACCACAGAAAACUUCAGCCUCCUGUGUUUCCUCCUCUAAGGACACAAAACAAUUACAUGCCAAGAAAAAAGAGAAGGAUACCACUCAAAGCUCCCUCAAAGAAGAAAACGUUUCUCGAGUGAAUAAACAGGAUGCUGCCGCCUCUAAAGUUAAAAAGGAAGGCAAAGACCUCAGGACAGACUGCCAGGCCUCAAAAGCAGAAAUGGUGAAAGAGACAAAGGAUAGAAAAGAAAUUAAGAAAGAAAAACAACCACCUGUUGAUAUGUUUGAAGAUUCUCAUAUUACUAAACCAAUUAAGAAAGAAGAAACUUUCAUCGACACUUUGGUGGCAGUCGAAGGCUUAGAUGAGGGAAAGAAAGAAAACCCCAUCAAGACUGAGACUUGUGAAAUCCCCAUAAUUAAAUCUGAGCCAAGUUCUCCAGAAGUACGCCACUUACCCCCUGUCACCUCAUCUUCUACGCUGACCACGCCUGUGACUGCAGACAGCCUCCAGGAUACAGUCUUUCAGUCACGCCCAGGGUUAACGUCUUCCACUGAACAACCAAACACUAUGGGGUUGACUGUCCCUGUAAAGCAGGAAGUUGAGCUACCCUCAGACUCUGAUGAUGACUUCAAUGUCGAUGUGAUGCUAGACAAUCUGGACUAUGUGAAGUCUGAGCGCAUAGAAGAAAAAGGUGCAUCGGUCAAACAAGAGAAGGAAGUAGAAGAAGGGAAGAAUGAAUCGGCUGUAGUGGGAGCCAAGUCCAAGACUCAAGUGAAGAGGGUUACCUGGAAUAUCCAGGAGCCUGAGGGGCCUCAACCAGAGAAAUCAGCAAGCAAGCUGGCCCUGUACAAAAUGAGGCUGAAGCAAGAAGGCGCUCGCAGACCGUCUUCAACAGGACAGACAUCCAGUCAGGACAUCGCUGUAGCUGUCAGUGACCCUGCCAAGAAGGAUGCUGUUGGUUUUCUCAGCAGCUCCUCUAGAUCUGAUGGUGUACAUCCUGAGGGGUUAUCGACCACUGGGCAAGGAGAGGCAGAGGAGGGGGAUUUGUUGAGGAAAGACAAGUACUUGAAGAAGCUGCACAUGCAGGAGAGAGCUAUAGAAGAGGUGAAGCUAGCCAUCAAGCCUUUCUACCAGAGGAGAGACAUCAACAAGGAUGAAUACAAAGAGAUUCUCCGCAAAGCCGUCCAGAAGGUGUGCCACAGCAAGAGCGGAGAGAUCAACCCAGUGAAGGUGGGCAAUCUGGUAAAGGCAUACGUGGAAAAAUACAAACAUGCUAGGAAACACAAGAAAGGAGAUGACUCAGGGAAGGCACAGGAGGUUCAGACUGAGGCCACGAAAACCUCUGACAGCCCGUGAGGAGGUGUGACUACAGGCUAGGACAGCCACUCCCAUUGCAAACACUCAUUCAUAUAUUACAUAACAGGAUGUACUUUGUGUCAUACUACAGGGUUUGAUCGCUCUGACAAAAUGAUUAAAUACGAUUUGCUCACAGCUUCAUGACAGAACAUUUUCUCUAACGUCAAGCUUUCUCUCUUAACCGAAUUUUCAGGACAAACUUAUUUUGUUGAUCACUUGAACAGCACCUGUAGGUGUCUUGUGCUUGGACCGUCACUGCCAAGAACCAGUAUUUUGUUGUAAAGCAGCUCAGAAACUUAACAGGAGACCUUGAGGUUGUGCCUUAAAGAGGCAAAUCUCAAAAGACCCUUCCAUGAGGCGAUAAGUCAGGUAGCUUUCUCCACAGGCAUAUCACUGGGAGCAUGCAGUGUGAGCUUUCAGUUUUCUAUGGCGUCUUUUGUUUUGUGGGAGGGAGCGGGUAUUUAUCAGAGGAAAAACUCAUUCUGUUGGUUAUGAGUCCAUAUAAAAGUAUGCAGAGUAUGCAUAUUAAAGACCGUUGUCACAUUAAGGAAAGACACUGUUAUGCAAUUUUUGUAGAAAAUUUAUCAGUAGAGUAAUUAAACAAUUUUAGAUUUGUUGUAAAUAAUAUAGAUUUGAUAUAUCCACUUAUAUGUUCCUUUCAUCUGUGUUGCCUGUUGUGAAUGAUUGACAUAAAUGGUUCUAGUUUGUAGACUUGAUUGGUUUACGUUUUGUAUUUGAAAAUAUUUGUUCACCUUUUUGGUUUUUUAUGUCUAUAUUUGUUCGUCUGCCUCCUGUAAACACUGAUGGUUUGGUGGUUGGUCGGACUUGCCUUGUACUUUGUUGUCACAUUUAAUUUGGCUUUAUAAAGCCAAGGUUGAGGAGUGGAAGAAUCUCAAAAAGCAGGUGCUCAUGUUUAUCUGAAUGUAUUUUACUUUUUUUCUCCAUUUACUUGAUCAAACAGGCCAGGUGUUUCUAAGAGAGAACAUAAAUGAUAAUAAAUCACUGAUGAUAAAUAGGA